AUGGCUUUGAGCAAAACUGAAGUCAACCUGAGAAGGUUACUUGCAACUGCGCCCCAACAGCAAAAUCAAGUGAAGCUCAUACAUUAUGUUGCUACACUGCGGGAGCAAUUGGAGCAAUCGGCAGAGGAGAAGACUGCUGAAGGAUUGCCCAGGGUUUCAAAAGCUCAGUUGAAUGAAUAUUCAGAGAAAAUUGAAGGUAUUGCAGCCAAAAUAAGUAACACUGAGUCCACUAAGCAAGUUUCUCAGGAUCGUUCUUUAGAGACUUCUGACACGCAAAUCCUCUCCAGACCUGAAGGAGAAAGUGUUCACUCUCCUAGAGGAUUGAGGCAGAGACUAGUGCCUCCAACCGAAGAUAGAUCUAAUGAUACCGUCAAAGUCGACAAUAAAGUGAAGUCUGUCAAAUUGGAUUCUGCAGCACACACUCAUAUUGAGAAGCACAGAAAGCUUCGAGACAAUUUGACUGAUGAAAUGGUUGGUUUGGCACGACAACUUAAAGAGAGCACCUUGAUGAUGAGUCAAUCGAUACAAAACACAGGGAGAAUACUUGAAUCAACAGAGAUAGCAGUCGAGCAGAGCUUGGUGAGCACUGGACAUGCCAACACUCGGGCAAUGGAGGCAUACUCGCAGAGUUUCAAGACAUCGUGUGCCACAUGGCUUGCGGUUUUUGUAAUGAUUUGUAUCUUUAUCAUGGUUGUACUGCUCAUCCGCAUUACUUGA
This is a messenger RNA of Olea europaea var. sylvestris, 717 nucleotides long. RefSeq lists its product as uncharacterized. The transcript is spliced from 7 exons. The record is from RefSeq and is a predicted model, not a curated record. Gene Ontology annotation, molecular function: SNAP receptor activity. Gene Ontology annotation, biological process: retrograde vesicle-mediated transport, Golgi to endoplasmic reticulum. Gene Ontology annotation, cellular component: endoplasmic reticulum; SNARE complex. The coding region runs from base 1 to 717 and encodes 238 amino acids. NCBI's taxonomy places the organism in Eukaryota, Viridiplantae, Streptophyta, Magnoliopsida, Lamiales, Oleaceae.